This is a messenger RNA of Durusdinium trenchii, 1074 nucleotides long. The record is from the annotation of a GenBank genome assembly. NCBI's taxonomy places the organism in Eukaryota, Dinophyceae, Suessiales, Symbiodiniaceae.
CAUCACCAAAUCACACCAAUUUUGGAAUUUAUAUAAGCUAAUACAGUACUUCCAUGUACUUCCUUUGGAGCCAUCUCUGCUUGCCAGUAUUGGUCUUCAACUUUACCGCUUGAUUACCGUAGAGUCUCAGGUCAUCAUGGCCGCCAUGGCUUUCCUUGCAGCGGCCUUAAUGGCCCAGCUUGCCGCAGCAGAUUGCCAUGACAGUACCGGUGCCACCUGCGCUAGUGGUGCCAGUGGUGCCAGCGGUCAGUCACUGAUCCAAAGCAAAGUUAAGCCAGCGCAACUUUCAACACGCAAAUGCGCUGACCUUGUUGAAGAUGACUGCAGCUUCGACACAGAAGCUGGUGCCAGUUUUCUUUGCAAGAUUGAACACGGCUCGCGGCUGAUGUAUACCACUUGGAUCAGGCCUGGUGCAUCAGUUCUGGAAGUGGGAGCACGCUACGGGCAGACAACAUGUUUGAUUUCGAAGCUUUUGCACCCAAGCCAAGGUGCAAAGCUGUUCUCAUCGGAUGCAGAUCCAGACAUUUGGGAUGUUCUUGAAGGAAAUCUUGCAAAACACAACUGCAGUGCAGAAGUGGUGCGAGGUGUUGUUGGGUCAAAAGGUUUCAAGAUCGUACGAAGAGAUGGAGCAUCUCCUGUGCUCGGCUAUGGGAAGCACACCGUUGACUUGAAUGAUCCACGCCCUGGGACUCCUGUUCCUGCCUUCUCGGUCCAAUCCUUCAACGCUACUUUCGACACUUUGGCCAUCGACUGUGAAGGUUGCUUCGGCACCUUCUUGGAGGAAAAUCCAACUCUUUUGAAGACUCUUUCAAUGAUCAUUGUGGAGGUUCAUCAAGAGAAUGGCCCUGAACAGCAGCAAGUGGAUCGUCUUCUCCAGGAAGGUUGGGAGUUGAAGCAAAGCCUUCGCCGGCAGCGUGUCCUUUGCAAAGGACCUUGUACCAGUCAGUGUGACCAACAGUGGGUCGAUGAGCAUGCACACCAGUACUUCGGAGACCGGCUGUGGUAACUUUGACAUCUCCACAUCCAAGCUGCUUCAGAUAUGACCUUGAAGCUCUUGUUCUCAGUGCAAGGCGG